CGCUCGCGCUCAGUCGAUGACAUCGGCUGCGCGUCACCGAAGGCUGUUGCUCGCGCGAAGUGGACCAGGAGGAUCCGAUGAAGGUGAGACGCAGUCUGUCUUUGCGUUCACCGUGUGCGUGUGCGGCACCUUUUCUCGACUCGUGGCGGCUUGACGGCGAGGCACAGGAGCGAGCGAGACCAUGAGGUAGAGCUGCAGCCGCACUCAAAGUUUGCCGCGCGGAUGAGUAGAGCCGCGAAUCUCGAGCGCAUUACACAGCAAACCACAGCGUAGAGGAAGGUGCAGUGCAGUGUCCUCUAAAAGUCCCGACCAUGUGCACUGAUGUUUGUUCUCAGAUGAAAUCUGCAGGAGUUGGUGAUGGAGGACUCUUCACAGAGAGCUACUGUAACAUCUGCAAUGCUCAGCUCAUCUCUGAAUCACAGCGUGUUGCACACUACGAGAGCAAGAAACAUGCGAACAAAGUGCGUCUGUUCUACAUGCUCCACCCAGAAGAUGGUGGUCCUCCUUCCAAAAGGCUGAGACCAGACAACCCGGACAGUGCCGAGAAUGAGGUGGACAGGAACAAAUGCUGCACGCUCUGCAAUAUGUUCUUCACAUCUGCGAUUGUGGCUCAGUCACACUACCAGGGUAAAACACAUGCUAAGAGAGUACGCCUUGUUCUGGGAGAGCAGCCCAGCUUACCUACCCCCACAGAUUCAACUGCAAGCACCCCUCAGGCCACAGACCCCCUACCACCACCACCCUCACCAUCAUGGCCCACCAUGGGCAACAAUGGAGAAGCAGGCAAGUACUGCUGCCUGUGUGGUGCCUGGUUCAACAAUCCUCUGAUGGCACAGCAACAUUAUGAAGGCAAAAAGCACAAAAGAAACGCAGCAAGAGCACGGCUCCUGGAGCAGCUGGCAGGCAGUCUGGAUGCCACUGAGAGCACAGGCCUGCGCAGCAGUUACUCGUGCAGCAUAUGUAAAGUGGUCCUGAACUCCAUUGAGCAGUACUAUGCACACCUCCAGGGCUCAAAACACCAAAACAAUCUUAAACAACAUCAGCAAUGAAAGUUAUUGCUGGACGUACAGUAUUGGAGGCAUUUGUUAAAGAAGCUCUGAAGAAAACAGAAAAAUGGAUGUUUUCGCAAAACAUUUGUGGAGAUGUGCAAGAGUUAAAGGGACACCUCGGACAAUACCUCUAUCCGUCACUGAGUUUCUUAAUACCUUGGAGGCUCCUCGACUGUUUUGUGCUUUAUGUUUUUUAAUUUUUGGUCAGUGUUAACUUGACUGUCAUGAACUGGGAAUAAACACUGUUAUCCUGUAGGUCUAAAGUAUGAACUUCAUGUUAAAUUGAUGUCAAUCUGUGUUAUAGUGGUUCAGAUAAUCACAAUGGCACUCAUUGUAUACAAGCACUAGCCUGAAUUGACAGGGUCACUGAGUAUUUUCUUACAUUCACAAAGUCUAUAUAAUUAAUAGAAGUAUGUAAUUAUCUAUGUUAUUUACAAUGUAUUCCUUGAAGCCUGCAGUCACUGCUUUGGUGGACUGUUUAAGCAAAAAGCACAAAGACCUAGAAGUUGGUAAAUUAAUGGCUGCUUUUCCCUAGGUAAUUGUCUUGCUUGUGUAUAAAUGUUGCAUAAUGGUCAGUGGUGAAGCUCAUAGACUGCUUGUGUGGGAAUUUUAGUAUAGAAGUGGUCAUAGACAAGAAUCAGAAACAAAGUACGUUUUUCCUUUUUUAACAAAGCUAUUUAGUAUAAAAUAUAUUCACUAUGAAGAAAACAUUCCUACAUUUCUUUGCAAAGUCAUACUGCAGAGAGUGGAAUUAGAGCUACUGAGUGUAUGAAGCUCUGCCUUAUUUCCUGACCCAACAUAUUCAACAUGAACAAUUAUUAUAUUUUCCCUCGCAUUAGUGCUUUGAGAAACUCGAUUAGUGCAUAAUGCUGAGUCAAUCUUUUAAAUUAAUUACAGAGCAAUCACAUUUACACAGUUUACUGUUAAUUUGUUGAUGGCAAUGAGCUUUGUGUACUUUUAACAAUGUCAAAGGAACUGAUUUUACUAAACAGAUUUAGGGUAAUUUGCAAUGUUGUCUUCUACAGAAAAGGUACAAUUUUAUGACAUAAUUCAGGAGGCGGAUAGUUUAUGCAAUCAAAUUAUUAACCACCACAAUGGUUCUGUUUUAAAUUUGUUUAUUUAUGCAAAAAAUUGAAAUAAA
Clarias gariepinus (North African catfish) is the source of this 2190-nucleotide messenger RNA. RefSeq names its product zinc finger protein. Lineage: Eukaryota; Metazoa; Chordata; Actinopteri; Siluriformes; Clariidae. The record is from RefSeq and is a predicted model, not a curated record. The transcript is spliced from 7 exons. The coding region runs from base 312 to 1049 and encodes 245 amino acids. Gene Ontology annotation, molecular function: nucleic acid binding; zinc ion binding.